AUGGAGAGAAGUCUGGGGGUUCGUAAUGAACUUUCAAAUGUACUCGUCGCACUGAUACCAUAUAUCCAUCUCCCAGGGACCUUCUAUCCUUUAGCUAUCCGAACGAAUGGUAAGUUCAAGGCUAUGAUGCAAACGCAUGCUUUUUGCAUGGCCAUUUUUGCUAAAGAUGAUCAUACCAUGAUUACACUGUCAUACAUUGCGACAAUUUUGAAAUUUGACGAUGAGUUAGCUAACUUUACAGGUAAAAUUAGUGAUUGGGGUGCACUUAGGUAUUUACACUUAUGUGAACAAGCGAAUGACAACUAUCAGUGUGGUACACACAUAUUCUGGAACUCUUUUACCCCUCUGCUCGUGCAUCGGCAUAGAAUAGCGACAUAUCCUCAAAUCCAAUUGCUAGCCAAGGCCAAGUUUAUCGUGCCAUUAAUGAAGGGUUUAUUAUGGUCUUUGAACAAGCUGGCUUGCCCGGAUUGUCAUGAGGCGACCUGUGGUGUUGCAACUGCAGAAGACGGUGGAUGGGCAGCAGGAUGUUUAGAUAAGGUGCAGUUAUAUGUUCUUGUCAAGAGAUCAAUUGAGCAAAACACUCUGCUCGACGAUAAUAUUGUUCACGAACUUCUUCGUAUGACCCUGAAUGGAACGUUGCCACAAGCCGGAUUGACAAUUAGUUUUGUUUUGUGUAGUUAG
Ilex paraguariensis (yerba mate) is the source of this 681-nucleotide messenger RNA. The record is from the annotation of a GenBank genome assembly. NCBI's taxonomy places the organism in Eukaryota, Viridiplantae, Streptophyta, Magnoliopsida, Aquifoliales, Aquifoliaceae.